AAACGCAACACUGCUUUUGUGCCGAGCUGAUGUUUGCCUUGGCCCUCGCGAGGCAUUCCACAUGCACCACCUCGCUGAAGAGCCAAGCGCGCCGAAGAAGAUGCACGCGGACUUCCUCUGUGCUCCAGGUACCCAAGAACAACCAUCCUUCUUUUCCUCGGUCCAGAGCGCCCUGGCGCCCCUAGCCGAAGCCGUGUGGGGCUCUCGUGCCACGUGCGUGACCACCACAGUGGACACUGCGUCACAGGCACCCGCCAAGCUUUCGUGCAAGGCUCCGAGCUUCCUGCCACCGGCACCGCUGCCCUGGCUGGACAGCCUGGAGGAUGGCCAUGCCACGCUCUCCCGUGAGGGGUGCCUGUUGCUGGACAAAGCGAUCCCCAGAGAGAAGUGCGAAGCCCUGGCGGCGCUGGUGGACCUCGUUUUAGACGACGCCUUGAAAGAGGUCGAGGAGGCACCUGAUGCGGCGAGCCGCUCCAUCCUCACGAAGAAGUACUUCCGCAAGUUGGUGCACAAGACGAAGCAGGACCGUAUCGAGCUCACCUUGCCCAUGGAGCCGCAGGUGAGGGAAGUUCUGGACUGUAUCGGCCAGCUGCUGAGUGGCAUGCUGGAGCCCUUCCUGACGCGUGAGGCGUUUCUGGUGGACUUGUCCUGCAUGAUCACCGAGGCCAACGCGGAGCCCCAGCCCCUGCACGCGGACACGAAGAUCAUCGACAGCGGGCUUUUGCCCUUGUUCACGGUGUUCGUGGCCCUUCAGGACAUCACCAAGAUGAUGGGCCCCACAUGGCUGUGCCCGCGCACCCACAACGCGGAAAGCCAUCUGCGGCUCAUGGCGUUGCAGGCGGUGCAGAAGUCCGGAUUCGUGGGGCCCAGCCUGGUGCACCAGUUCGGCGGCAUGCCCGCGGACUGCGAGACGGGCUCGGUGAUCUGCAUGAACUCCCAGCUUCUGCACUGCGGCGGCGGCCAGGCUUCAGCAGAGGAGGGAGGCCAAAGGCGGAGGCUCCUUUACGUCACCUUCUACCGCCCGGGCAACACCCCGGCUGAGCACUCCUUGAGGGACGAGCUGGUGGGUCAAUACCGCCUGGGCGACUUCGACGGCUUGCCGCCCCCGAACUGCGAGCCGGACGCGGAGUACGACAGCCUCUUCGUGGCGGCGAACCGCCGGGAGCUCGAGGCCAUGCUGCAGUUCGCCAUCUUCCUGCGCCGGCGCGCCGACCGGGGCGCGGUGAUGUGGUUCAAGCGCGCCAAGGGCAAGGGCCACCCCCUGGCGUCCAUGCAUCUCGCAGAGAUCUAUCUCCAAGGCGAGCUGGGUGUCUUCAAGGACCCCAUCCAGGCCGAGCACUUCCGACAGGAAGGCCUAAGGCUCUACGAGGCCCUCAAGGCGCGCGCAGCUUCCUCGGAAGCUGAGUCCAAAGAGGAGCCCAAAGAUGAAGAGCUGGCAAGGCCCUCGGCAGCCGGCUGAGCGCCACGCGGAGA
Messenger RNA from Effrenium voratum, 1473 nucleotides. Lineage: Eukaryota; Dinophyceae; Suessiales; Symbiodiniaceae. The record is from the annotation of a GenBank genome assembly.